Molecule: messenger RNA, 2231 nt
Organism: Linum trigynum
Lineage: Eukaryota; Viridiplantae; Streptophyta; Magnoliopsida; Malpighiales; Linaceae
Source: the annotation of a GenBank genome assembly
AAAUCAAAAAAAAAUUCAUGAUUUUCGGAUUGUGGAGCACAAAGUUAUGGUCAUUCAAAGUUUGACGAAAUCGAAAAAAGGCUCGUUCGGGGUAGCAAACGACAUAUUUUCGAGACGAAGGCGGGACCAAACCUCCUAUGGCCAUUUGCGACUUGCAAGAUCUCGAAAAAUUAUGCGGAAUCAAAAAAAAUUUUGCUACGAUCGGAUAACCGAGCACAAAGUUACGUUUGUUUCAAGUUUCGACGCAGGUCAGGCCUUCACCGCGGCCGUGUACUGCAGUGAUGCAAUCACUGUCUUCGUCGACAGCGGUGAUGCAAUCACUGUCUUCGUCGAAAGCGGUGAUGCAAUCACUGUCUUCGUCGACAACAGUGAUGCAAUCACUGUCUUCGUCGACAGCGGUGAUGGCCCAAACUAACGUAGAUUGGGAAUUAUUUUCAUAACGUGUGUAUUUUGAGAUUUUUUUUUAAAAAGAUGUGUAACUUGGGAUUUUUUCCAGAAUUCUGACCUUGAGAUAAAUUGGCAAGGUCGGUUCUGUCUGGAAUUUGAGCUUUCCGGUUCCAGCCUCGAUAUCUUCAGCUGCACAAACCAUUUGAUAGCUUUCACUUGGUUAAUAAUGGCUACGCAAAACAUUCACCAGAUGCAUGUACAUAUGAUGAUCAUUUGUUUUAGGCAACAGAACAGUUAACCCCCACUGUUGCAGCUACUGCAAUUUGGGCAGAAGGUCAGUUUCGGCGGCAGAGUUUUCAGUACAAGGAAACAAACAGAUAUGGGGAAACUGAUGAUCAUGACGCUGGUGACAGGCUAAAAUGAAGACUCAGUGUAAGAGCAUUGAAGGCAUGAAGUAGUGGAUAUUUUUUUCAGGAAUGGGACGAAUGUGAGGUGAAGUGAUGGGGAAAGUCUGCAGAGUCAAGGAUUUUGACCCUAGCUUCUUCCAAAACUCCCCAUCAGAACAAUAAUUCAUUUUCUUCCUCGUCUUCAGUUUGGUCCCACUCGUUUGACUUUGGUUUUCAUCAGUUUAGUCUGCUACUCUGCCCUGUCUUCCUUUUCCACAGUUUCAACUUACAACAAUGGGUCCAAGUGAGUCCACUUGGUAGCAUGUGAAGCAUUGAGCAAAUGCAAAUGAAAUUGUAUUUCUGUGUUAAUAGACAGAAUUAGGUGACGAUUGUUGCCUAGGACAGGACGGGGACGUAAGAGGAUUUGGGAAUAAACAUAUUAUUGUAGGUCAAUUCUUCUAUAAGUGAAGUGAGAAACUAGCAAGACAGGGAAAAAAGAAUGAAGCAAGAAUCGAAAUGUGCUUGAAUCAAUCUAGGGUGCUCAUAAAGUAAGGAUGUGCUUACAAAUUACAAUGCACAUAUGGGUUUGAUCAGGAGUUGGUCCCUCCCCAAUAAAAUGUCACACGUUCAUUCAACAAUUAUAAGACAUCUAGUGUUUGGUUGGACGACUAUAUAUAAACAUUAUAAGCAUCGUACAAGAGGCUAUUAGCAAACCUCAUAGUCAGAUUGGCGUGGAAUAGUAGGUGGAAUUCGUUAGCAUUGGAUGGUGAUAGGAAUGGCAAAAAAGACCCACAAUUUGAGUAUUGUCCAAACACAAAUUAUUGUUGGUAAAACUAAAAUGACAUACGGGGCAUACACAUACGAACAUACCCAACUUUUUAAUUUGGGUAUAAAUUAGAAUCAUUACGUUGGAUACACAAAAGAACAUGGUUAUCCAACUCUAAUGUGAUAUUUUUCUUCUUCUUUUCUCUUUGUUCUAAAAUAAACAUAAAUGUGAAAACCCCAAGAUUGAAUGUGUCAAUGGGUUGAAUGCGUGCAUUAAAAUAGUCAAUAUUACCUUUGUCGUAUGUAUAUUUAUAUAAUCCAAAUAAACCUAUUUUAGUGAUUUAUAUCGGAAACAAACGGGUUCACCCAAAUUGAAAACCAUCUAAACUCAACGCAAGCUCAAAAUUAUUAUAAUGGCAUAUAAUAAAUCUAUUAAUAUCCAUCCCAAAUACCCAAUAUCCACAUUCGUCAUGAUAAUUAGAUCUAGUUACCAAUAAGUAUACCCGUUAUGGAGUUGUCUAACGGGUUGUCAUCCCUAGGUGGCGGUGGCUGGGAAUGGACAUGCAAGUUGCUUGCUGGUUGCCAUUGCCAGCCUUCUUUACUUUGUGGAGCGUGUGUUUAUGUGUAUGAGAUCCAAAGCAAAAAUUUCUUGGUCCAUAUGAUUUGGGGGCCCAAGAAAAAGGCCUUAAAUUU